Messenger RNA from Vombatus ursinus (common wombat), 7485 nucleotides. Its product is annotated as sodium channel protein type 1 subunit alpha-like. Gene Ontology annotation, cellular component: plasma membrane; voltage-gated sodium channel complex; axon. Gene Ontology annotation, molecular function: voltage-gated sodium channel activity. Gene Ontology annotation, biological process: neuronal action potential; sodium ion transmembrane transport; membrane depolarization during action potential. NCBI's taxonomy places the organism in Eukaryota, Metazoa, Chordata, Mammalia, Diprotodontia, Vombatidae. The record is from RefSeq and is a predicted model, not a curated record.
AUGGAGCAAACAGUGCUUGUACCACCGGGACCUGACAGCUUCAACUACUUCACCAGAGAGUCUCUUGCAGCUAUUGAACAACGCAUUGCAGAAGAGAAAGCUAAGAAUCCAAAACCAGACAAGAAGGAUGACGAUGAAAACGGCCCAAAGCCAAAUAGUGACUUGGAAGCUGGAAAGUCCCUUCCAUUUAUUUAUGGAGACAUUCCACCUGGAAUGGUGUCUGAGCCCUUGGAGGACCUGGACCCAUAUUAUAUCAAUAAAAAAACUUUUAUAGUAUUGAAUAAAGGGAAGGCAAUUUUCCGAUUCAGUGCCACUUCUGCCCUGUACAUUUUAACUCCCUUCAAUCCUCUUAGGAAAAUAGCUAUUAAGAUUUUGGUACAUUCAUUAUUCAGCAUGCUUAUUAUGUGCACUAUUUUGACAAACUGCGUGUUUAUGACAAUGAGCAAUCCUCCCGACUGGACGAAGAAUGUAGAGUACACUUUCACAGGAAUAUAUACAUUUGAAUCACUUAUAAAAAUCAUUGCCAGGGGUUUCUGUUUAGAAGAUUUCACUUUUCUCCGGGAUCCAUGGAACUGGCUUGAUUUCACUGUCAUUACAUUUGCAUAUGUGACAGAGUUUGUGGACCUGGGCAAUGUCUCAGCAUUGAGAACAUUCAGAGUUCUCCGAGCAUUGAAAACAAUUUCAGUCAUUCCAGGCUUGAAGACUAUUGUGGGAGCUCUGAUUCAGUCAGUGAAGAAGCUUUCUGAUGUCAUGAUCCUGACUGUGUUUUGUUUGAGCGUAUUUGCUCUCAUUGGACUACAGUUGUUUAUGGGCAACCUGAGGAAUAAAUGUGUACAAUGGCCUCCCACUAAUUCCUCUUAUGAGGAACACACUAUUGAAAAGAAUGUUACUAAGGAUUACAAUGGCACCCUUGUGAAUGAAACCAUCUUUGAGUUUGACUGGAAAUCUUACAUUGAAGAUGAAAAGUAUUUUUAUUUUCUGGAAGGAUAUAUGGAUGCACUCCUCUGUGGUAACAGCUCAGAUGCCGGCCAGUGUCCAGAAGGAUAUAUGUGUGUGAAAACUGGCCGAAAUCCUAAUUAUGGUUACACAAGCUUUGACACCUUCAGCUGGGCUUUCUUGUCCCUGUUUCGCCUGAUGACUCAGGACUUCUGGGAAAACCUUUAUCAGCUGACUCUUCGUGCAGCUGGCAAGACCUACAUGAUAUUUUUUGUCCUGGUGAUUUUCUUGGGCUCUUUCUACCUUAUCAAUUUGAUCCUGGCUGUGGUUGCCAUGGCCUAUGAGGAGCAGAAUCAGGCCACCUUGGAAGAGGCAGAGCAGAAGGAGGCUGAGUUUCAGCAGAUGCUGGAACAGCUUAAGAAGCAACAGGAAGCGGCUCAGGCAGCAGCAGCAGCCACUGCCUCUGAGCAUUCCAGAGAACCUAGUGCUGCAGGUGGACUCUCAGAGAGCUCUUCAGAAGCCUCAAAGCUGAGUUCAAAGAGUGCAAAGGAAAGAAGGAACCGGAGAAAGAAAAGAAAACAGAAAGAGCAAUCAGGUGGAGAAGAAAAAGAGGAAGAUGAAUUCCACAAAUCUGAAUCUGAAGAGAGCAUUAGGAGGAAAGGCUUCCGAUUCUCUAUUGAAGGGAACCGAUUGACCUAUGAAAAGAGGUACUCCUCCCCACACCAGUCCUUGUUGAGCAUUCGUGGCUCCCUGUUUUCUCCAAGGCGCAACAGCAGAACAAGUCUUUUCAGCUUUAGAGGGCGAGCAAAGGAUGUGGGAUCUGAGAAUGACUUUGCUGAUGAUGAACACAGCACAUUUGAGGACAAUGAGAGCAGGAGAGAUUCCCUCUUUGUACCUCGCCGCCAUGGAGAACGGCGCAACAGUAACAUAAGUCAGGCCAGUAGAUCAUCCCGGAUGCUGGCGGUGUUUCCAGUGAAUGGGAAGAUGCACAGCACUGUAGAUUGCAAUGGUGUGGUUUCCUUGGUUGGUGGACCGUCAGCUCCUACAUCGCCUGUUGGACAGCUUCUGCCAGAGGUGAUAAUAGAUAAGCCAGCUACUGAUGACAAUGGUACAACUACUGAAACAGAACUUAAAAAGAGAAGGUCAAGUUCUUUCCACGUUUCCAUGGAUUUUCUAGAAGAUCCUACCCAAAGGCAAAGAGCAAUGAGUAUAGCCAGUAUAUUAACCAAUACUGUAGAAGAACUUGAAGAAUCCAGACAGAAGUGCCCACCCUGCUGGUAUAAAUUUUCCAACAUUUUCUUAAUCUGGGACUGUUCCCCACACUGGUUGAAAGUGAAACACAUUGUCAAUCUAAUUGUGAUGGAUCCAUUUGUUGACCUGGCAAUUACUAUCUGCAUUGUUUUAAAUACUCUGUUCAUGGCCAUGGAACAUUAUCCAAUGACUCCUCAUUUCAAUAAUGUGCUUUCAGUAGGAAACUUGGUCUUUACUGGAAUCUUCACAGGAGAAAUGUUUCUGAAGAUAAUUGCCAUGGACCCCUAUUAUUAUUUUCAAGAGGGCUGGAAUAUCUUUGAUGGUUUUAUUGUGACCCUUAGCUUAGUAGAACUUGGACUGGCCAAUGUGGAAGGAUUAUCCGUCCUCCGUUCUUUCCGACUGCUCCGAGUUUUCAAGUUGGCAAAAUCUUGGCCAACACUAAAUAUGCUGAUAAAGAUCAUUGGCAACUCAGUUGGAGCUCUGGGAAACCUGACAUUGGUGUUGGCCAUUAUUGUUUUCAUUUUUGCUGUUGUUGGCAUGCAGCUUUUUGGUAAAAGCUACAAAGACUGUGUCUGCAAGAUUGCCCCUGACUGUGAACUUCCACGAUGGCACAUGCAUGACUUCUUUCAUUCCUUCCUGAUUGUGUUCCGGGUGCUGUGUGGAGAAUGGAUAGAAACCAUGUGGGACUGUAUGGAGGUGGCAGGCCAAGCCAUGUGUCUUACUGUCUUCAUGAUGGUCAUGGUGAUUGGAAACCUAGUGGUACUGAAUCUGUUUCUGGCCUUACUACUGAGUUCAUUUAGUGCAGACAACCUUGCUGCUACAGAUGAUGAUAAUGAAAUGAACAACCUCCAGAUUGCUGUGGAUCGAAUGCAUCGGGGAGUAGCUUAUGUGAAAAGGAAAAUAUAUGAAUUCAUUCAGCAGGCCUUUGUCAGAAAACAAAAGGUUUUAGAUGAAAUCAAACCACUUGAUGAUCUGAACAACAAGAAGGAUAGCUGCAUGUCCAAUCACACAACAGAAGCAGGAAAAGAUCUUGAUUAUCUGAAAGAUGCCAAUGGGACUACAAGUGGAAUUGGGACAGGCAGCAGUGUGGAAAAAUACAUAAUUGAUGAAAGUGAUUACAUGUCAUUUAUAAACAACCCCAGCCUCACAGUAACAGUGCCAAUUGCUGUUGGAGAAUCUGACUUUGAAAAUUUAAACACAGAAGACUUCAGCAGCGAAUCAGAUCUGGAAGAAAGCAAAGAGAAACUCAACGAGAGCAGCAGCUCAUCUGAAGGCAGCACUGUAGACAUCGGGCUUCCUGAAGAGGAACAGCCUGUAGCAGAACCUGAAGAAGCACUUGAACCUGAAGCCUGUUUCACUGAAGGCUGUGUACGAAGGUUCAAAUGCUGUCAAGUCAGUGUGGAAGAAGGCAGAGGAAAACAGUGGUGGAACCUGAGAAAAACCUGUUUCAGGAUAGUUGAACAUAACUGGUUUGAGACUUUCAUUGUUUUCAUGAUUCUCCUCAGUAGUGGUGCUCUGGCAUUUGAAGACAUUUAUAUCGAACAGCGAAAGACUAUUAAAAUCAUGUUGGAAUAUGCUGACAAAGUUUUCACUUACAUCUUCAUUCUAGAAAUGCUUCUAAAGUGGGUGGCAUAUGGCUACCAAACUUAUUUCACUAAUGCCUGGUGUUGGUUAGACUUCUUGAUUGUUGAUGUCUCUUUGGUUAGUUUAACAGCAAAUGCCUUGGGUUACUCAGAACUUGGUGCCAUUAAAUCCCUCAGAACACUAAGAGCUCUGAGACCUCUUAGAGCCCUAUCAAGAUUUGAGGGAAUGAGGAAAGUACCAAAUAUUCUGACUUCAUCUAUUUGCCAGAAGGUGGUUGUGAAUGCCCUUUUAGGAGCCAUUCCCUCCAUCAUGAAUGUGCUUCUGGUUUGUCUUAUAUUCUGGCUAAUUUUCAGCAUCAUGGGAGUCAAUCUGUUUGCCGGCAAGUUCUACCACUGUGUUAAUACCACAACUGGUGAUAUGUUUGACAUCUCACAAGUCUAUAAUCGUUCUCAGUGUUUUGAACUUAUAGAAAGAAAUGAGACUGCCCGGUGGAAAAAUGUUAAAGUAAACUUUGAUAAUGUAGGAUUUGGGUAUCUCUCUUUACUUCAAGUAGCCACAUUUAAAGGAUGGAUGGAUAUUAUGUAUGCAGCUAUUGACUCAAGAAAUGUGGAACUACAACCCAAAUAUGAAGACAACCUUUACAUGUAUCUUUACUUUGUUAUUUUCAUCAUCUUUGGGUCAUUCUUCACCUUGAAUCUAUUCAUUGGUGUCAUCAUUGAUAAUUUCAAUCAACAAAAAAAGAAGUUUGGAGGCCAAGACAUCUUCAUGACAGAGGAACAGAAGAAAUACUACAAUGCAAUGAAAAAACUGGGGUCCAAGAAACCACAAAAGCCAAUACCACGGCCAGGGAACAAAUUCCAGGGAAUGGUCUUUGACUUUGUGACCAGACAAGUCUUUGAUAUCAGCAUCAUGAUUCUCAUCUGCCUCAACAUGGUCACCAUGAUGGUGGAGACUGAUGACCAGAGUGAUGAUAUGACUAGCAUUCUAUCCCGGAUUAACCUGGUGUUCAUUGUCCUCUUCACUGGAGAAUGUGUACUGAAGAUGAUCUCCCUCCGCCAUUACUACUUCACCAUAGGAUGGAACAUUUUUGAUUUUGUGGUGGUCAUUCUCUCCAUUGUGGGGAUGUUUCUAGCAGAGCUGAUAGAAAAAUAUUUCGUGUCCCCUACCCUCUUCCGUGUAAUCCGUCUUGCCAGGAUUGGACGAAUCCUUCGUCUUAUCAAAGGAGCAAAGGGAAUCCGAACACUCCUCUUUGCUUUAAUGAUGUCCCUCCCUGCUCUGUUUAACAUCGGGCUCCUGCUCUUCCUGGUCAUGUUUAUCUAUGCUAUCUUUGGAAUGUCCAACUUUGCCUAUGUCAAGAGGGAAGUUGGAAUCGAUGACAUGUUCAACUUUGAGACCUUUGGCAACAGCAUGAUCUGCCUCUUCCAAAUUACCACAUCUGCCGGUUGGGAUGGUUUGCUUGCACCCAUUCUUAACAGUGGACCACCAGACUGUGACCCUCAAAAAGUUCACCCUGGAAGCUCAGUCAAAGGAGAUUGCGGCAACCCCUCAGUUGGGAUUUUCUUUUUUGUCAGUUACAUCAUCAUCUCAUUCCUGGUGGUUGUAAACAUGUACAUCGCUGUUAUCCUAGAAAAUUUCAGUGUUGCUACUGAAGAAAGUGCUGAGCCACUAAGUGAGGAUGACUUUGAGAUGUUCUAUGAGGUGUGGGAGAAGUUUGAUCCUGACGCCACUCAAUUCAUGGAAUUUGAAAAACUUUCUCAGUUUGCAGCUGCACUGGAUCCACCUCUCAAUUUGCCACAACCAAACAAAAUUCAACUUAUUGCCAUGGAUUUGCCCAUGGUAAGCGGAGACCGAAUUCACUGCCUUGACAUCCUGUUUGCUUUUACAAAACGUGUUUUGGGAGAGAGUGGAGAGAUGGAUGCUCUCCGAAUACAGAUGGAAGAGAGGUUCAUGGCAUCUAAUCCUUCCAAAGCUUCCUAUGAGCCAAUUACCACGACACUGAAAAGAAAACAAGAGGAAGUGUCUGCUGUUAUCAUUCAACGGGCUUACAGACGUCAUCUUUUAAAGCGAACGGUAAAACAAGCCUCAUUUACUUAUAACAAAAAUAAACUCAAAGGUGGGGCAAACCUUCUGGUGAAAGACGACAUUCUUAUUGAAAACUCUAUCACAGAAAAAACAGAUCUGACCAUGUCCACGGCGGCUUGCCCACCUUCCUAUGACCGAGUAACAAAGCCAAUCCUGGAGAAACAUGAGAGAGAAGACAAAGAUGAUAAGGCCAAGGGAAAGUAAACAAAAUCAAAUAAAAAUGAUUGUGUGACAAAUUGUUUACAGUCUAGGAAGGUGAUGUAUUUUUGUCAACAGGACUCCAUUCGGAGGUCGAUGCCAAACUGACUGUUUUUACAAAAAAUACACUCUAAGGUCAGUGCCUAUAAUAAGACAGUGACCCCUCUGUGACUGAAUAAAGGGGAGACCACCUUGACAAGAGGUUACUGUUCUCACUACCAGCUGACACUGCUGAAGAGAAGAGACAAAUGGCUACUCAGACUGUAGGGACCAGUUUAAAAAGGGGUGCAAACCUAAAAUUUUGGGUGGGGGUAACAUAAAAUACUUUAGUAUAGUAAUUGUAUCCACUGUUUGCAUCUCAACUGCCACAUUUGUCAUAUUUUUACAAAAUCUGUUAGUGGAUUCAUCUUUUUUUUAAUUCAUAUGUUGUUUAUUAUAUGUGACUGUUAUAUGUGACUAUUUUUGUAAAUGGGAUUUAUGUUGGGAAAAGGGGUUAAGAACUACUUUUCAGGUAUGACCUCUGAGGGUUCUACCCUAUGGAUCCUCCAAUAUACACAAAGAAAUGGUUUGCAUGAAGGCAUGCUGCACUUAGAGAUCUUGCAUGAGAAAAAAGUUAUAAGGAAAUCAAUGGAUUUUUCAAUUACUUCAGUGUUUCUGGGAGGGGAGUUGGGUAAUAAAUUGGAGGUGCUUAUCUGAUUGUGUUUGAUCAAAGCCAGAUAAGUCUUUUUAUACCCAGAAAGCCUCCCCCAUCCCCACCCAAGAACAUAAUAAGUGGAUUGUUUUUAGGCAGGCCAUUAUAUCUCAGUAGGUGCAAACUUCAUACAAAUGUCUGGAGUCACAAAUGUUAUGUUUUUCUUUAUUGUGUAAAACAGAACACUGAAUAACCUAAUGAGGCUGCCCCUGGAAAAUAGAAUUGACCAAAAGAACCUUUAUAAAGUUCUGCUUAAUCCUGUACUUUGUUUAGCCAUCUUCAGCUCUCAACAAGGUUGACAUGUCCGUGUUAACAAAAUGCCCUGUGUUAUGUAAAUAGACAUUUUACUCUGUGGUGCAUGUUUGAGCAAACAAAUAAUGACCAGAGCACAGUAUUUAUUGCAUCAAAUAUGUACCACAAGAAGUGUAGAGUGCAAGCUUUCAACAGGUAAUAUAAUGUAUUCUGUACCAUUAGGGAUAGUUUGGAUGCUAUCAAUGCAUGUUUAUAUUGCCUAUGCUGCUGUAUCCAGCUUUUUCCACUGUUGAGAAUCUCCUAUAUGAGAAACCAUCUAUCAGUGGUAAAGUCAUGGAACUUGUCCAACAGAGCUCAUUCCUUUAAAUCAUUAAGCAAUAGUUUGCAGCACUUUAAGAGCUUUGGGGUUUGUAUUUUUAAAUUUUAAGUAAAUAACUUACGGUGUAUAGACAGACUGUACAGACAUGAAACAAACUGCUUAACCUGUUAAA